Molecule: messenger RNA, 567 nt
Organism: Colletotrichum orchidophilum
Lineage: Eukaryota; Fungi; Ascomycota; Sordariomycetes; Glomerellales; Glomerellaceae
Exons: 3
Source: RefSeq, a predicted model, not a curated record
AGCCCACCCUUGUGUCUCAUCGACCACUACAAGCCGCCCUCGUGUCACCACCUCGUCCUCGUCCAGUCACGUUGGGCGUGCUCCCUCCGCCGCUUGGGCCAGGAUACUUUUCAAGGGGCUCGCAGGAUCUCAGCGACCAGAGAUUGGCGAAGCCGCCUGGUCUCUCAGCCGCUGGAGACAGGGACGUGGGCAGUGGGGGUUGGUUGGAUGGCGAACAGCACAUACCUUAGUCUCAUUCAACUCGUCGGUGCAGCGGCCUCUCGAGUCAAUAAAAUGCCCGAAGCAACGAAGCAAAGAGGGGAAUAUAUCACACCCCUCCCGAACCCACCAUCCCUCCUCAGGCCAACCAGAGCGCCGCCGACCUCCCCGAACCCUGGUCUGACCAACCCUUCUGUUGAAUAUUUCCCCAGACUAUCCACAUCCGUAGCUUCCUUCCUGACUCGUUACUGGGAUCUCCGUCCGUCUUCAUCUUUGACAACGCUCGUCUUGGUCUCUUUCCCCGCAAAUUCCGGGUCUCAACUCCAGCGGACCCCAUAUCGCUCGCGGACUUGGUACUUGGCUAACUAG